CCUUCACAUAUAUAAAUAUGAGAAAAGCAAGCAAGGUCAAGGCGAAGUACGUGGAACUGGAACACCAACAAGUCAAGCCUAUGGAAGGGAUAGCACUCCCUACAGUAUUGCCUUCAGCAACUGAAACCAAUGCAUACCAUUCUCCCCUCCAUGCAUGGAUAUCUCAAGGUCUCGGCCUCUUUGCGUCGCUGUGUUCUUUUGUGGAGACGUCGCCGAGCUUUUCUUGGCACCAAAUUUGGGUGAUAUGGGUGCAGAUAAGAGCCAACGUGGUGGCGCCGGUGCUGAAGAUUGCUGAGAUCCUGUGCCUGAUCAUGUCCGUGAUGCAGAUCGUGGAGAAGCUGUCGAUGGGCGCCGCCAGCCUCUUCGCCAGAGUCUUCCGGUGGCGGGCGGAGAGGCGGUACAAGUGGGUGCCCAUGGGGCAGGACUUGGAGACAGGCAGCUUGGCCUAUCCCAUGGUGCUUGUACAAAUUCCCAUGUACAACGAGAGGCAGGUGUACAAGCUCUCCAUUGGAGCGGCGUGUGGCCUCUCGUGGCCAGCCAAUCGAAUCGUAGUUCAGGUGCUCGAUGACUCAACCGACCCCGAAAUCAAGGACUUGGUGCAGCAGGAAUGCGAGAAAUGGGCAAACAGAGGGAUCGACAUUAAAUAUGAGAUAAGGGAAAAUAGACAUGGAUAUAAAGCAGGUGCUCUAAAGGAAGGGUUGAAGCACAGCUACGUACAUCACUGUGAUUAUGUUGCCAUUUUUGAUGCAGAUUUUCAACCUGAAGCUGAUUUUUUGUUGCAAACAAUUCCUUUUCUUAUCCAUAAUCCAGAAAUAGCUCUAGUUCAAGCUCGAUGGAAAUUUGUGAAUGCCGAUGAAUGUAUGAUGACAAGGAUCCAAGAGAUGUCAAUGGAUUACCAUUUUAAAGUAGAACAAGAAUCUGGUUCAACCAUGUACUCCUUCUUUGGUUUCAAUGGGACUGCUGGUGUUUGGAGAAUCUCAGCUCUUGAAGGAUCUGGAGGAUGGCAAGAUCGAACAACAGUGGAGGAUAUGGAUUUAGCAGUUCGAGCAACUCUUUGUGGGUGGAAAUUCGUUUUUGUAGGCAACAUCAAGGUCAAAAGUGAAUUGCCUAGUACGUUCAAGGCAUAUCGUAAUCAGCAAUAUCGAUGGGCUUGUGGUCCAUCUAAUUUAUUCAGAAAGAUCGCAGAAGAGAUACGAAGGACAGCGAAAAUAUCACUAUGGAGGAAAAUACAUUUGAUGUAUAGCUUUUUUGUUGUUCGAAGGAUUGUAGCCCAUAUUGUUACCUUUACAUUCUAUUGUGUGGUCAUACCAACAUCAGUUCUUGUUCCCGAGGUCAAAAUUUCAAGGUGGGGAGUGAUUUACAUUCCAACAACAAUUACUCUUUUGAAUUCAGUUGGAACUCCAAGCUCGUUCCACCUAUUGCUUUUCUGGGUUUUCUUUGAGAAUGUUAUGUCUAUGCAUCGAACAAAAGCAGUUUUGACUGGUCUAUUGGGUGUAGGAAAAGUAAAUGAAUGGGUUGUGACUGAGAAAUUGGGAAACUCUGUAAAGGCAAAUGAAGGUGAAGAAUCUGGCAAAAAAUCUGGAUCUGCAAUAUUCAAAAGGGUUCUUCUUCCAGAGCUUGGAAUGGCGGUAUACCUUUUUACAUGUGCAUGCUGCGACUUCGCCUAUGGGAAGAACUACUACUUCUUUUACAUGUAUCCCCAAGCCAUGACAUUCUUCAUUGUGGCUAUUGGUUAUGUUGGGACCUUUAUGCCCAGCUAAAAGCGAAUUAAUAGAAUGUUUAUCACAAUAUUAAUCCGAACUAUCUUCUUACAUAAAA
Messenger RNA from Elaeis guineensis (African oil palm), 1818 nucleotides. Its product is annotated as glucomannan 4-beta-mannosyltransferase 1. Lineage: Eukaryota; Viridiplantae; Streptophyta; Magnoliopsida; Arecales; Arecaceae. Gene Ontology annotation, cellular component: Golgi apparatus. The record is from RefSeq and is a predicted model, not a curated record. Gene Ontology annotation, molecular function: mannan synthase activity.